Molecule: messenger RNA, 429 nt
Organism: Funneliformis geosporum
Lineage: Eukaryota; Fungi; Glomeromycota; Glomeromycetes; Glomerales; Glomeraceae
Source: the annotation of a GenBank genome assembly
AUGAACUCUGAUAAUUUUGACAAUUUUUCUAAAAUGUUUACUCAACAAACAAACAACUUUAUAAAAAAGGUGAAAACUUAUGGUGAAUUUAGUGAGAUUAUAGAAGAAUAUCACGUGAGAAAGGAUGAAAUCGUGUUGAACGAGGAGAUCAUUGUGGAAGAAGAGGAAGUUAUAGAAAUAUCUGGUGUUAGCUUUCAAGAAGGAUGUUAUGAUCUUGGAAUGAAAUUUAUUGAAGUUGAUUAUGGCGUAUCUGAAGAAAAUGCGCAGAAUCAACGCGAAAACUUUUCAAGUGAUGGUCAUGAAAAACUUGUGAAAGAAACUUGGAAAUUGGACUCACGAAAAGAUAGAGAACACAAACAAUUGAAAAGUCAAAUUCAAGAGUUGAACGAUCAACUCGGCAUGCAAGGCAAGGAUGGAUUAUUGGUUUAA